UUAGGUUGAGAAGCUUUAAGUUAAACAAAACACUGUGGUGGCAGACAAGUCGUAUUUAUGGUCGUAUUUACCACCAUCCACAUCCCUCAAUGCCUACUUUGUGCUUCUUGACCCGCCCCACCGCCCAACUAAACCAGGACUGCUCUCCCUACCGACAGCCUCAGCCGCCACCGUCAUUCAUGCUUCGGCUUCUAAAUUUUAGAGAGCAGACAAGCCAUCCUCAAGAAAUUGAAAAGAAAAUGGAUUUUGAAGAAGACAAACCAGCGGACGAAGAUGGUGAAAAAGCUAAUGACAGCGAACAGCACGAAAAGGUCAACGGUGUUGCCAAAAUGAAAAAUGAAAAUGAUGGGAAAACAAAUUCACAUUUCAAUGAGAAAGAUAUUCAAGAGGGGGAGAAAGCUGAAAACUUAUUGAAAGAAGCUUCUUACAUAUCUCCAGCUUUGAAAUAUAUUCUUGGUGGAAGUCAUGAUAACACAGAAGUGGCGUUGAUUCCCGUCAGCAAUCCGCAGAACAAAGAUGGACCUAAUGUUUUGUUCAGCGGUCAAGAUGGAGGAAAUUUAGAUUUAAAUAAGAUUUUAUCAAAAAUAUCUAAAAAUCCAAUUCUCGACGAGAUUGAAGAAUCUGAUGGUGAAGGGGACCAAGGAUCGGAUCAUGAAAGUGAUUACAGUUUAAAAGACAUCGAGAUCGAAGACAUCGCCAAUUUAUUGUACUGUCCAAAGUGUAGUUUUAAAUGUUUGCUUGAAACGGAUCUAAACGAUCACUUGAAAGUGCACGAUGUCGAUAAAACGUACUGCUGUCCCAAGUGUAGUUUUCGGUGCCAGAUGCUGAAAGUUCUCCGAGAACAUAUUAGGGCGGUUCACUCAUCACUGACCCCUUUUAAGUGUUCAUUAUGCGAUUUUAAGUGCAGCGAAGGUAUGGCCCUGAAGGAUCAUGUUUUAGAGAAGCACAAUAUGGUGCAAAAUUUUGUCUGCACCCAUUGUCAUUUUAGUUGUAAAACAAUGCCCCAAAUUUUCCAGCAUCUCAUGUCCCACCCUGAAACGAAUAAAAUGAUCAGAGCUAAAAAAGAUAUCACACAUUUGAAGAAACAAAUCAAUCUAAUGGUAAAUGGGAAAAAUAGGACUGUCGAUAGAAGUCCUACUGAAGAUGGAGAAAUUAAAAAGGGUGAAAUAGAAGAAGAUAACGAUAUGGUGAAAAAAGACGAUGAUAUUUAUGUCUGUUCGUUUUGUGAUUUUCAGGCAAAUAAUAGUGAACAGUUAAUGGAGCAUAUUAACACCCACACCGGUGAAAAACCGUUUAAAUGUCCUCAUUGUGAUUUUUGCUGUGGUGAUAAAAAAUCAUUAAAUGAACAUAGUGAAUUUCAUCUCCCUCCAGAUUGUUUUAAAUGUGAUUUGUGUGGGGAGACUUUCAGUUCUAAAAAAGAUUUGAAAGUUCACAUACAUCAACAUGAUAUGAAACCUUAUACGUGUGACCAAUGUAUGGCAGCUUGUAGCAGUGCGUCAAAUUUAAAACGGCACAUGAUGCGACACACCGGAGAACGACCGUUUGCUUGUACUUUAUGCGAUUACAGAUGCAUUCAACCGUCCAGCCUUAAAAUGCAUAUGAGAAGGCACACGAGGCAGGUGACGUUCUCCUGUUCGUUAUGCCCGUUCCAAACAUCAGACAGGGAUGAGUACAGAAACCACAAAGAUCUUCAUAGAGGAUCUAAGCGGUUUAGUUGCAACUUGUGCGAUUACAGAAGUGUCACUCAUGCCAGUUUGAAAAUCCAUAUGAUGAAGCACACUGGUGAGAAGCCUUUCCAGUGUGAUCACUGCGAUCAAAAAUUCACUCAGUUAGCCAACCUUAAGAAACAUUUAAAAAGGCACACUGGUGAAAAACCAUUUUCCUGCCCUCAUUGUGAUUACCAAUGUAUACAAAGGUCGAGUUUGGACGGCCAUUUGAGAAAGCAUACAGGAGAAAGGCCUUUUGUCUGUAUAGACUGCGACUAUACAAGCUUGCAACUAUCAACAUUAAGAAAACACAUGGCAAAACAUGUUAAACCUUUGUCAUGCACGCAGUGUGAUUUUUUGUGUUUACACUUAGCAGCGUUAAAAGAACACAUGAUGGUUCAUUCUGAAGUAACAAUGUUUUCAUGCUCAGAAUGCGAGUAUUCAUCCCUUUUGCCGUACAGUCUUAAAAAGCACAUGCGAAGGCAUUCGAACGAAAAGCCUCUUUACUGUACCGAAUGCGAUUUCAUGUGUACCAACCCUGUAAGCCUCGAUAGGCACAUGGAAGAUCACACCGAAGAGAUCAUGUUCUCUUGUAUGGAAUGCGAUUUCCUGUGCAAAGAUCUCAACAAUUUAAACGCCCACAUGGAGAAGGAACACGCAUACGUUGAUAGAGCGGAAGAUAUCGGGUAUAAAGCCGAAGAAGACUUCGCUACUGAAGACGGUAUCGAAAGUUUUGCUAUGGAAGAAGCUGAGACCGGAAUAGAAAUGAAAGAUCUGCUGCAUGCACAAUCUGGAGUUACCACUUUUUGUGUAGAUAUGACGUAAUUUUAUAAUAAAGUAUAAUUAUGUUUUUAAUUUAAAAUAUAUAUUUAACUAAAGCUAUCUUUAAAAAGUGU
This is a messenger RNA of Cimex lectularius (bed bug), 2602 nucleotides long. Its product is annotated as oocyte zinc finger protein XlCOF6-like. The transcript is spliced from 4 exons. The record is from RefSeq and is a predicted model, not a curated record. Lineage: Eukaryota; Metazoa; Arthropoda; Insecta; Hemiptera; Cimicidae. Gene Ontology annotation, biological process: regulation of DNA-templated transcription. Gene Ontology annotation, molecular function: DNA-binding transcription factor activity, RNA polymerase II-specific; RNA polymerase II cis-regulatory region sequence-specific DNA binding. The coding region runs from base 90 to 2531 and encodes 813 amino acids.